AUGGCUUACACUAUUUCUGAAAAAGGAAGUGAUUUAACAACAAUUUAUUUUAAAGAUGUAAAUGGACAAGAUUUGCCUGAUAAAAUUCCAAAAGUUAAGCAAGGCUCUUUAUCAUGGAUGCCGAAUAAUAAAGGAAUAUUUUAUUCUAAAUAUAUGCAAACAAAGAAACAUUCAACAAAUGAAUCAACAAUUACAAAAAAAGAUGAAUACCACACACUUUUUUAUUAUCCUUUAGGCUCUAAACAGGAUAUUCUUAUUGCUGAUUUUAGAGAACUUGAUGAUCCAAAUUUAAAUAUUGUUGGUUCAGUUUCACGUGAUGGACGCUUUCUUUUUGUUUAUGUUUAUGAUAGAGAUAAUGCAAAUACAAUUUAUUAUUUGGAUUUAAAUUCAAUUAAUUUUAAAAUUCAUUGUCGACCUCCACUUACCCUUUUAAUUCACGACACUCGAGCCUUCUUUGUGAUACUUGAUUAUGAUCAUGAAACAGAAUCUGCUAUAGGUGCUUAUUUUAAAAUUAAUUUUAAUUUCAUUCCUUAA
This is a messenger RNA of Meloidogyne enterolobii, 534 nucleotides long. Lineage: Eukaryota; Metazoa; Nematoda; Chromadorea; Rhabditida; Meloidogynidae. The record is from the annotation of a GenBank genome assembly.